Bipolaris sorokiniana ND90Pr is the source of this 1692-nucleotide messenger RNA. RefSeq lists its product as uncharacterized. Gene Ontology annotation, molecular function: CoA-ligase activity. Gene Ontology annotation, biological process: secondary metabolic process. The transcript has 5 exons. NCBI's taxonomy places the organism in Eukaryota, Fungi, Ascomycota, Dothideomycetes, Pleosporales, Pleosporaceae. The record is from RefSeq and is a predicted model, not a curated record. Bases 1 to 1692 code for a protein of 563 amino acids.
AUGGGAAGAAUACAUCGCUCGCGAUAUACUGUCGACAUACCUGAAGUCGAUCUCUUGACAUUUGUCUUUCGAGCUAAAAGCGCAUCUUUCCGGAGAAAACCCCAAUAUAUCGACGCAUUUCGACCAGAGCGACAUUACAGUCUAGUAGAAGGCGAAGGAUUUGCAAUGCGCAUUGGAUUAGGACUACGCCAAUUGGGACUGAAAACUGAUGACAAAGUCUCACUAUUUUCAAGCAACAACCUUUUCUUCCCAAUUCUAUUUUGGGGAGUUAUAGCAGCAGAUUGCGUUUUCACCGCAGUCUCGCCGACGGCGACUGAAGCAGAUAAUCUAUUACAAUUAGAAUACCAGACCCGGGCGUCCGAUGCCAAGGUACUCAUUAGUAGUCCCGACACAGUCGAUAAGGCUCUAAAACCGGCAUUCGCAGUGGGAAUCCCGAAAAGUCAAGUGUUCGUCUUUUGUCAUCUAGAAGACGCGAGCGAAGUCUCACGAUCAACUACUGCCCAGCCGUGGACUUCCUUCUGGGCGUCUGAAGUGGAGGCCACAUCCUUCCAAUGGAAAGCAUCUACGGAUCCCAAAUAUCUGAAUUCUGAAGUUAUUAUUUUGAAUUCUUCCAGCGUUGAAAUUACGCACGCAAAUGUUGUCGCCAACCCCACUCAGCUGGUGCAUUAUCGCAAAAUGAGCGCUGAUAUACCUGAGGCCUAUGCCAGAAAAGAGCGACUUGCACGUUCAGGCGAACGAUGGUUAGCACCGCUGCCAAUGUACCAUGCCUAUGGGCAGAUCUACUACUGUGUCAAUGCUCCUCUGGUUGGGGCUAAAGUCUACAUCAUACAUCGUUACUCCAUAAGACUACUGCUUCUUUUUGUAGAUAUCUAUUGGAUUACACUUCUUACAGGAGUUCCGACAAUCCUUGUUCAGAUGUCUAAACAACCGGCAGAGAUGCAUAAUCCUAACUCUAUAGAAUAUGCACUCACAGGCUCUGCUCCACUCGGACAAGACACUGCGAAACAGACUGAACAGCAAUAUCUAUCUCGUGGACUGGUUCUACGCCAGGGCUGGGGUAUGACAGAAACGACAAAUUCGAUGAGUGGUUUCUCGCCAGAUGAUCCCCAUGAUGCGUCCUCAAUAGGAUAUCUCAAUCCGAACUUUCUUGGAAAAAUCAUGCCUGUGGAUGGACAGUCCUGGGCUGGUAAUGUGCCAACUGGAACUGAAGUUGGGGAGCUGUGGGUCAGUGGAAAGAAUGUGAUGAAGGGCUAUUAUAAAAACCCUCAAGCUACAAGCGAGGCCAUCGUGAUGGAAGAUGGUAUCCGGUGGCUAAAGACUGGAGAUAUUGCUUAUUUCAACGAGGCAGGCAGAAUAUUCAUUGUGGAUAGACUCAAGGAAUUGAUCAAGGUCAAUGGCCUUCAGGUUUCUCCAGCAGAGCUAGAAGCAGCCAUAGUUUUACACCCAGGAGUCGCAGAUGUGGCAGUUGUUGGAGUGCUAAUGAAUGAUAACGAAUGUCCUCGUGCGUUUGUUGUCAAAAAGGAUGAAAAAAUUACUGCGAAAACAGUUUAUGAGCUUGUUGAAAAUAGAUUCGCAAAGCAAAAAUGGCUUUCUGGGGAUGUAAUUUUUGUGGAUGAGCUUCCUAAGACACCAAGCGGAAAAGUCAUUAAACGCCAGUUGACUAAUUCGGCGAAAGAAACUAGCAAACUCUGA